UAUGACGUUGUCAGAUUGACAAGAUGACAAGUGAAAAAAUGUGGUUAUGGUAUGGUUAUUACAGUUUAAAAACAUAACUCUUUUUAGUGGAGCUAAAAGCUAAAUAACCUAAAUUAACAUGAUACGACGACUAUUAACCAAUGCUAUUGAAACUGCUUUACCGUCAGAAUCAGCACCACACUCUCAUUCUUUUUUAAAAAAUGAUCUAGCAACGUUUAGAUGGCUCGCUACCACUGGACCAUGUUUCCCAGUUCACGCAAAAAAUAUAACUAUUCUGACAGAACCUGACGAAUUUUAUAGUACCUUAAUAACAAAUUGUCAUAAUGCCAAAGAAAGAAUAACGUUUGCUAGUCUUUAUCUGGGAAAUGGGCCCUUGGAAAAGAAAAUGUUAGACUGUAUAAAAAGUAAUCUCAGUUACCAACAUAACACACUCAGUAUUAAUAUUCUGUUGGAUUUCACACGAGGAAGUAGAUACGAAUCGAAUUCCAGAACAGUACUAUUACCUUUAAUAAAUGAAAAUAAUAAAUUAAAAGUUUCCCUAUACCACACUCCUGCAUUACGAGGGUUAUUAAAAAAAUAUGUACCGCACCGUUGGAACGAAUUAAUGGGCUUACAACACAUGAAGCUUUAUAUUUUUGAUAAUACCCUCAUUAUAAGUGGUGCAAACUUAUCUAAUGAUUACUUUACAAAUCGUCAGGAUAGGUAUUUUGUCAUUAAAGAUAAAAGUUUAUGUGAUUUCUAUUGUGGCCUAGUUAAUAAAGUACAAGAUUUUAGUAUGAGUGUAGAUAAAAAUAAUAAUGUCGUUUUAUCAGAUAAUUGGGAUAUUAUGCCUUAUGGUAGCAAUAAUAAUACCUUCAUAAAAAAAGCUGCAGAAAAUAUAGAAUUAUAUCUUCAUAAAAGUAUAGCACAGCAAAGUAUAUGUGAUAAAGAUAAACAUGAUACUUGGAUAUUUCCAUUAAUACAGAUGGGUCAACUUGGAAUAGAACAUGAUGCCCAUGUUACUAAUAAACUCUUAGCGGAUGCACCACCUGGUAGUAGACUAAGAAUAGCCACUGGUUAUUUUAAUCUUACUCAUGAAUACAUGAAAACUUUAACAGAUUACUGUCAAGCAUCAUGCGAUAUUUUGAUGGCACAUCCAAAGGCUAAUGGGUUUUUAGGCGCCAAAGGUUUAGCUGGUGGGAUUCCUUAUGCUUAUUCAGUGAUAGCUAAGGAUUUUAAAAAGAUGUAUGAAAAAAGAGGUCAGAAACAAAGAAUUAAAUUAUUUGAGUAUUACAAAGAAGGUUGGACUUAUCAUGCCAAAGGCUUGUGGUAUUAUUCUCCAAAUUCAGAUGUUCCAUGUCUAACGCUUAUAGGGUCACCAAAUUUUGGAGAAAGAUCUGUUAAAAGAGACCUAGAAACCCAAAUAGCGUUAAUAACUGAAGAUCCAAAAUUACGUGAAAACCUAGAAAAUGAGUGUUCUAGAUUAUAUAAAAUGGGUACAGAUGCUGAGACUGAUAGAAAAGUUCCAUUAUGGGUAAAUGCAUUUGUAAUAUUCUUCAGGAGUUACUUUUAAAUUAAAGAUUGUUUUAUUUUGUUUUUAUAUAUUUGUUACAUUGUUAAAAAUAUAUUUAUUUUGCUUUUUCA
Messenger RNA from Psylliodes chrysocephalus, 1623 nucleotides. The record is from the annotation of a GenBank genome assembly. NCBI's taxonomy places the organism in Eukaryota, Metazoa, Arthropoda, Insecta, Coleoptera, Chrysomelidae.